UCCGAGAGUCGGGCGGACAUAUAGUCGUCAGUCUCCAAUCGCAGUCAGAGCUUCCUGUGCGGCACGUGUCACUUCGUCCUCGAGCAAUCCCAGUCCAAAAGGAAGUGAUUCCCCUUCGAAAAUGGCAGGCAAACUCCUGAGUCUCUUCUCCCUGCUGGCAAUCGCUGGUUCCUGUUGCGCAGGAUUCGCGGCAACGUACUCCGGUUAUCAUCCGGCUUAUGCCACUUAUCAGGCUCCAGCUGCCGUUUACCAUGCCGCUCCAGUUUACCAACAGGCAGCUCCUGUUUUUGCCAAGUCGCUGGUUUCGGCUGCUCCCGUCUACACCAGAUCCUUCGCCCUGCCCGCUCCAGUUGUGAAGACGGUGGCUGCUCCUCUUCCCCUGCCACUUGCCGCUGCUCCGGUGGUAAAAACGGUGGCUGCUGCUCCCGUGGCUGCUGCUCCCGUGGUUGCUGCUCCCGUCUUGAAACAGGUGGAGCUGGAGUCCUCGCCGCGUUAUGACUUCUCCUACGGCGUUCACGACAGCAUCACUGGGGAUAUCAAGAGCCAGGUGGAGACCCGUGAUGGCGGCAACGUGGUGGGAUCCUACUCCGUUCUGGAUGCCGAUGGCUACAAGCGCACGGUGACCUACACCGCCGACGAUGUCAACGGAUUCAAUGCGGUGGUUCAGCGGGAACCUGUGGUGGCUGCUCGUGCCGUGGCUGCUGUUCCAGUUGCUUCUGCAGUUCCAGUGGCUGCUCCAGUUCCAGUGGCUGCUCCUCUGCCCGUUCAUGUGCCCGCUCCCGUGGCUUCGUUGCCCGCUCCAAUCUACUAUCCCCACCAGCAGGUGUUUGCUCCCCAGCAGGUGCAGCAUGUUCAGCAGGUCGCCGAGCAGCAGGGUGAAGUGGUGGAGGCUCCUGUGGCCACCCAGCCCGAGCUGGAACCCACGCCCGUCGACUACAACGAGGUUCAGCAGCAGCAGGAGCAACAGCAGCAGCAGCAGCAAACUUAUCCCCAGGAUCAGCAGUUCCCGCCCUUCUCGCCGGCGGGGGAAUCCUCUCCAGCUCCCGACAGCGAUGACUCCGAUGUGGUGGAGGCCCGAUCUGCGCCGGAGGCCAACAGCAGCACCACCUCCACCACAGUGGCUCCAGCUCCAGUCAGGGAGGAGAACAACGGGGAGACCAAGAAGACCGCCUAGAUUGCAAAACUAUUGUUCAACCAGAAAAAUGCGAAAAUAAAUAUAAAGUUCGGGAAUAUAUAAAAAAAAA
Messenger RNA from Drosophila ficusphila, 1244 nucleotides. It is a transcript of the gene Cpr31A, whose product is annotated as cuticle protein. Gene Ontology annotation, cellular component: extracellular matrix. The coding region runs from base 122 to 1174 and encodes 350 amino acids. The transcript has 2 exons. Lineage: Eukaryota; Metazoa; Arthropoda; Insecta; Diptera; Drosophilidae. The record is from RefSeq and is a predicted model, not a curated record.